AUGCACAUUACGAGCCCUUCAGAUAUCGUCAUUCAGGAGAAAUUGAAAGAAUCCAACCAUUCCGUGAUUUUUAGAGUGGCAAUGAAGGGAAGAGAAUAUGCUAUGAAAGUGGUCAAUCCUUUCGUGUGCGAGUCGAAGGCAUAUCGACGACUGAGAGACACGCGACUUUGCGAGCGGGGAGUUGUUCCCGAUUUCCAUAGGACAAUCGAGAAACUGGAUCCCACCCAAUACCCGCAGCUAUCUAUGUUCAUCAAUGAUGAACGUCCUCCAAGUGCAAUUAUCAAAGAAUAUAUUCCCAACAUGGAGCCAAUCAACGUAUCUAACUAUGCAGAGCGGCGUAUGAUAAGAUUACGCGAGAUUUUGGACGACAUUCACAAUGCAAAUAUUGUCCAUGGCGACCCUUGGCCACGAAACAUGAUGGUCUGUUCAAGGCAAAAUUCUAGAGUGCUCUGGAUUGAUUUGGACUCAGCCCAGACAUUUGACGAACGCCCCUUUACUUCGAGACAAGAUGGUUGGAUCAAGGAAGAGGACAGAGUUUUGGAUUAUUUUAUACUGGCAUUGGGUAGUGAUCACAAGGAGGGAAAACUGGCAAGGGCCUCAUCCUACAACUAUAGUUAG
Messenger RNA from Aspergillus heteromorphus CBS 117.55, 618 nucleotides. RefSeq lists its product as uncharacterized. The record is from RefSeq and is a predicted model, not a curated record. Bases 1 to 618 code for a protein of 205 amino acids. NCBI's taxonomy places the organism in Eukaryota, Fungi, Ascomycota, Eurotiomycetes, Eurotiales, Aspergillaceae. The transcript is spliced from 3 exons.